Molecule: messenger RNA, 1785 nt
Organism: Hypomesus transpacificus
Lineage: Eukaryota; Metazoa; Chordata; Actinopteri; Osmeriformes; Osmeridae
Product: gamma-aminobutyric acid receptor subunit gamma-3-like
Exons: 9
Coding region: 29-1372 (447 amino acids)
Biological process (GO): gamma-aminobutyric acid signaling pathway; monoatomic ion transmembrane transport; nervous system process
Cellular component (GO): synapse; neuron projection; postsynapse
Molecular function (GO): benzodiazepine receptor activity; inhibitory extracellular ligand-gated monoatomic ion channel activity; transmitter-gated monoatomic ion channel activity involved in regulation of postsynaptic membrane potential
Source: RefSeq, a predicted model, not a curated record
UUACACCCCAAGCAUUCUCCAUGAAAAAAUGAUUACCAACUUACUCGUCUUUCUCUUACUUCUGGCUGUGCAAUUUGCUCGUUCCGACCGACGCCAAUAUCAUGAUGACUAUGAGGAUGUCACUGUCAAUCAGAUGCUUGCUCCGAAAGAUCAUCAAGCCGACGCCACACAUAUAUUAAAUAACUUACUGCAGGAGUACGACAGGACCCUUCGCCCAGACAUAGGGGUGAAACCAACAGUCAUAGAUGUGGACAUAUAUGUCAAUAGCAUCGGCCCUGUGUCAUCGAUAGACAUGGAGUACCAGAUCGACAUCAUAUUUUCUCAGUCGUGGAUCGACACUCGUCUGCGGUACAACAGCAGCACAAAGAUCCUGACCCUCAACAGUAACAUGGUGGGGCUCAUUUGGGUCCCCGACACCAUCUUCAGGAACGCCAAGAACGCCGACUCUCAUUGGAUCACCACACCCAAUCAGCUGCUGCGAAUAUGGAACGAUGGGAAGAUUCUCUACACGCUGAGGUUGACUAUCAACGCAGAGUGCCAGCUGCAGCUUCAUAACUUCCCCAUGGACGAGCAUUCCUGCCCUCUCGUCUUUUCAAGCUAUGGUUAUCCCAGAGAUGAAAUGAUUUACAAGUGGAGAAAGAACUCGGUGUCAACCUCGGACCAGAAAUCCUGGAGACUUUACCAAUUUGAUUUUAUGGGAUUGAGGAACAGCACCAGCUUACUUAAAACAACAGCAGGUGACUACGUGGUGAUGACCGUUUACUUUGACCUGAGCAGACGCAUGGGGUACUUCACCAUCCAGACCUACAUCCCCUGCAUCCUGACUGUGGUGCUCUCCUGGGUGUCCUUCUGGAUCAAGAGUGACGCCACGCCUGCCAGGACGGCACUAGGUAUCACCAGCGUGUUGACCAUGACCACGCUGAGCACGGUGGCCCGGACCUCGCUCCCCCGCGUCUCCUACGUCACCGCCAUGGACCUGUUUGUCACAGUCUGCUUCCUGUUCGUGUUUGCCGCCAUGAUCGAGUACGCCACGCUCAACUACUACUCCUACAUCGUACGCAAGCCUGCCUCCGCCAAGCCCCAAAGACUGGCCUACUCGGUCCUGGAUGUGGGUCUGUCUCCAACCUCCGUGAUGACUCUCAACAACUCCCUGUACUGGCAGCAGUUUGAGGAUGCCUGCGUGUACGACUGUCUGGACGGCAAGGACUGCCAGAGCUUCUUCUGUUGCUACGAGGAGUGCCGGGGCGGGGGCUGGAGGAGGGGGAGGAUCCACAUAGACAUCCAGGAGCUGGAUGCCUACUCCCGGGUGUUCUUCCCCACCUCCUUCCUGCUCUUCAACAUUGUGUACUGGGUCAGCUACCUCUACCUUUAGCGCCACCGGCUCGCCGCUUUGGAGCUCCUAUAGGACAAACGGGCACGAGACUCGUGUUUGACGGGGUGCCAUCGUUAAGACGUGACGGGAGAUUGGGACAGAUGUCCCGCCAGCGCUGUUGGUUGCUUGACAACGGCCGACUAAUGAACAGCUGCACUGGACGACCGUGAUGCUGGCUGGCUGGGAGACUGCAUGUGAGUGUCCACAGUGCCUUCUACUGGAAGGGAACACCUAUUCAGAAGUGACAAAGAACCAGGACUAGCAUUUAGGAUAGGUUUAUUACCCCCUGUUUAGCCCUCCCUCCCUUCCCUCCCAUCCAUCUCAAAGCAUGCUCCAUUUUAUGAACAUCCAGGAUAGACUGCACUAUUGAACAAUUCUGACACCGCUCUAUAUUAGGCAUUAGGUCUGCACAA